Messenger RNA from Solanum pennellii, 2642 nucleotides. RefSeq names its product pentatricopeptide repeat-containing protein At3g29290. The record is from RefSeq and is a predicted model, not a curated record. The transcript is spliced from 4 exons. The coding region runs from base 407 to 2191 and encodes 594 amino acids. NCBI's taxonomy places the organism in Eukaryota, Viridiplantae, Streptophyta, Magnoliopsida, Solanales, Solanaceae. Gene Ontology annotation, molecular function: protein binding.
AAGUUUUCUUCCUCAAUUCGAAAUUUUUACUUGACUGUAGCAUGAAUUCCCAUCCGUGUCUCCAUUAGUGUGCUGAAGAAGUCAAGUUUCCCCUCAAUCUACAUAUUCUACUCUGCCUUCUAAAUUUCAGGUAAUUUUUCAUUUCUUCGAGCUCUUGACGAAACACGAAGGAGAAGUACGGUUGAAGGUCGAAUGGUUCGUGCGGAUAACAAAUAUUACAUGCAUAUUUGUCCUAUUCCCAUUAUCAAUUCUUUAAUUUGCUCAAAUUGAACGGUAAAGAUUGGAACUUUGGUUGAUUAUGGUGUUCAAACUCUAUUGAAUUUCUUCAGGCGGUGGCUCCAAGUUGUAGUGUUGAUUUAGGUGAGAAAUUCUGUCGUAUGAGGUUGUUGUACCUUGUGGAGCGAGUAUGGUACACGUGAUAAAGAACUUUCCUACUUUAGCAGUUUCUUUAGAUGGAAAUGAGAAGAGCAAUCGAUUGUUCUGUUCAAGAGCUCUUUAUAGUGGAAAAGUUAAGGGGUGUCUUGGUUUUACUAGUUCUAGAUUGGUUAAUGCUUUUGAGCGAUGCAGUUUGUUUGGAAUUGAACAGAUUAAGUUGUCAACUGUUUUAUUUAACAUCAAGGAAGUGAAUAACCUGUGUAACAUAGCUCUGAAUGUCGCUUGUGAAAUAGAACCUAUGUGUGGUGAAGAGACUGAGGGUUCUGAUAUUGAAAAAGAUAAUUCAGCCAAAGAUCAAUGUAGCCUAGAAUUGUUUGGUAAGGACUGUUUGAUGAAUUCGUAUACUGAAAGAUAUGAUACAAACCAACCUUCAGGUUCUCUUGAAGAAACUAAAAGUUCAGUUGACAACGGGAUUCUAUACCUAGAAGAAAUGGAUGAGAAGGUAUUGUCAGAAAGGAUCUUGAAGCUCAGCAGGCUAAAUAAACAUAAAAGUGCAUUGGUGAUAUACAAGUCGAUGAUUUUUUCAGGUCUUAAACCUGAUUUACAUGCAUGUAAUUCCCUUCUUUCAAGUCUCUUGAGGAAUGGAAUGCUUGAUAAUGCAUUAAAAGUAUUCAACUCCAUGAAGGCUAGUGGGCUGACAACCGGCCACACUUAUAGCUUAAUUCUGAAGGCAGUUGCUGAUGCUCGGGGUUAUGACAGAGCAAUAAACAUGUUCCGUGAAUUGAUAAGCAGUAGAAAUCUUAGAGAACAAAUUGAUAUUAUUGUAUACAACACAAUGAUAUCCAUCUUUGCAAAAGCAAACAACUGGGAUCAGGCACAGAAGAUUUGGAAAAUUUUGCAGUAUGAUGGUCAAGUUGGAACAACAGUCACUUACCGUCUGUUAAUUUGCACAUUUGUUCGUUGUGGUCAGAAUGAACUAGCUAUUGAUGCAUAUAAUGAGAUGAUUCAUAAUGGGUUAAGCCCAGAAAGUGAUACGAUGCAUGCUAUUAUUGGAGCAUACAGUAGGGAGGGUAAGUAUGACUCUGCAUUGAAUAUCUUGCAAUGUAUGUUGGACAGUGAGCUUAAGCCAAAUGCGAGAGCAUGCAACAUAGUGAUCAACUCACUUGGAAAAGCUGGCAAAGUCAAGCUUGCAUUUGAGAUUUAUGAUCUGAUGAAAUCAUUAGGUCAUGCACCUGAUGUAUACACAUGGAAUUCCUUGCUUAAUGCCUUAAACAGGGCAAAUCGAUAUUGUGAUGCAAUUCAGCUCUUUGAGAGAAUAAGAAAUAUCCAAAGUGUUAUUUUGAAUGAGCAUAUAUACAAUACUGUUUUGACAUCAUGCCACAGACUUGGGUUGUGGGAGAAAGCUGUACAGGUACUGUGGCAGAUGGAGGCUUCUGAACUCCCAGUUUCAACUGCAUCCUAUAAUCAAGUCAUUGGAGCUUGCGAGGUAGCCAGAAGACCCAAGGUUGCAUUACAAGUGUAUUACCGCAUGGUUCGCCAAAACCGUUCUCCUGACAUAUUUACUCUAUUGUCAUUGAUGAGGGUAUGCAUUUGGGGUUCUCUCUAUAAUGAAGCGGUGGAAAUACUAAAAUUUUCUGAACCAAAUGGAUCACUUUACAAUGCUGCUAUUCAAGGGAUGUGUUUAACAGGAAGGCUUGAUUUGGCUAAGAAGCUGUACACAGAAAUGCGUGAGAGAAGCCUUCAACCUGAUGGCAAGACACGGGCUAUGAUGUUGCAAAACUUACCAAAAGAUUCCAGGAGAAAUAGAAAACGUUAACCUGAAGGCCAAUUAGAGUCAAUGGGUGCACAUGUGCUUGUAGCUGUGUUGAUAGUCACGUACAAGACUAAGAAGACUCACUGAGGUGCAGCUACUCUAAUGAACAGUUUUUUCAGUAUAUAUGAAAUUAUGCUAAUCACAGCCUGGACAGUGAUUAACUAGUGGAGGACAAGAUCCAGUUGGGUUUGCGGAGUCACUUGGCAAAGCAUUCAGAUUCAACAAAUAUAUAGCAUGGCCAUUGGUCUUUGCCCUCCAUGCAAGCACACCGAAAGCCGCCAUUAAGCUUUGAGGAAACACACGUCUUCAAGCAUAUCAUACAUCCAUAGAAAACAUUUUUACGUAAAAACUUUGCACUCUGAUGUAAUAAUAAAUCAUUCUAUCGUCAUGAUAGUCUAUUGUGUUGUGUGUAAUAAUAGAUCAUUCUAUUGUGUCAUGUGGGUGGCAGAGCGUA